AUGCCUGUCACCGUCAUCAACUCAAAUGAUCAACUCAAGGCGUUCCUAAAGAAGAACAAGAAAGUCGUGGUCGCGAUCGCGUCGCCCGGUCUUGCGCACUGCGAUGGUAUGAAAGGUGAAAUCGAGACACUCUCCAUAAAGUACCCAGACAUUGUUUUCGUCUCGGUCGACGGCGGUGAAUUCCCCCCUAAGAUCGGGGAGGCCAACAACUAUUUGGUCCCUUGGGUCACGAUGUACGAGAAGGAGGAGAAGUUCGGGGAUUGGACAUUUAUCGACAAGGUCAGCCUCGCCGAGAAGAUUGAGGCGUUUGCCAACGCUCAGCCUCUGACAUCGGCGGAGCCAUUGCGGGAAUCUGGCUCUGAAUGA
Molecule: messenger RNA, 366 nt
Organism: Metarhizium acridum CQMa 102
Lineage: Eukaryota; Fungi; Ascomycota; Sordariomycetes; Hypocreales; Clavicipitaceae
Source: RefSeq, a predicted model, not a curated record